GCGGGGCGGGGCCCACAUUCGGGGAGACGCGGCAGUGCCCGGGCCCGGCGCGCGGACUGGGACCCGGACCGGACCGGACCGGACCCACGCCGGCGCGGCGGCGCCAGAGCGCCCCGACGACGGCGGGAUGACGGCCGGGAGCCCCGGAGACCGCGGGGAGGCGCGGAGGAGCCCCGAGGGCCGCGUCUCCCGCCUGGGCCGCCGGCUGGGCCGCCGCCGGCGCCCGCGCUCCCCUCCGGAGCCGCUGCGGGUGCGGGCGCGGCUGCGGCUGCGCUCGCCGUCGGGGGCGUUCGCGGCGCUGGGCGCGCUCGUGGUGCUGGUGGGCAUGGGCGUCGCGGUGGCCGGCUACUGGCCGCACCGCGCCGGCGCCCCGGGGCCCCGAGCUGCCAACGCCAGCGCGCCCCCCGCGAGCGAGCUGCGGCGCGAGGGCCGCGGGGCCGGCCGCGCGCACGGCCCCCACGAGCGCAUGCGGCUGCUCGGGCCGGUGGUCAUGGGCGUCGGCCUGUUCGUGUUCAUCUGCGCCAACACGCUGCUCUACGAGAACCGCGACCUGGAGACGAAGCGGCUCCGCCAGGACGCGCUGCGGGCCCAGGCGCUCCGGCCCCCCGACGGCCCCGGCUGGGACUGCGCCCUACUUCCCAGCCCCGGGCCCAGGACCCCCGGAGCCAGAGGCUGUGUGGAACCGGAGAGCUGGGACUUGUCCCCGCGCCGGGGCACCUCACCUGUCCCCUCGGUGCGGAGUCUGCGCUCAGAACCUGCGAAUCCUCGCCUGGGGUUGCCUGCCCUGCUUCACAGUUACCCGCUGAAGGGCCCGGGGCUGCCCCGACCUUGGGGUCCGCGGACCCAGACCGGCCACGUGAUUAUCACCGUGCAGCCCUCGGGCUCCGGCAUCGAACACUCCAAGUCUCUGGAUCUGGGCCUCGGAGAGCUCCUGCUUGGGGCACCCGCGGCUCGGGACGGUGCGCACCGAAGCUGGCCCCGGCUGGACCGCCUCAGUCUGGAGGGGUACACCAAGCUGGGAGGCGGAGGGGGCUUUGGGGCUCCGGUUUGAGGAGUAGCAUGGACCAGAGUCAAAGGACCAGGAGUCCCGACGUCUAUUGAUGCUUGUCACAUCCCAGCCUGGGGCAUGGAUGCUCUGGCCCAGCAGCUGCUAAGGCAUCCUGACUUGCAUGUGGGCAGAGAAAUGCCAACUGCACAGGGUUCGAUAAGCUGGAAAGUGUUUUAAUGUGAACUUGAGACCAGCAUGACUCGGCCUCAGGAAUUCCUUUAGCCUCCAAAGUGGCCUUAGCCCUGAACAGGUACCCGAGGAGGCUGGGAGUCCAGGCCAGGGCGACUGGGAGAUGCACCUGGUGUCUUGGCAAACCCCAGUGGUGGGCAGGAACCCCUAAGACGUGGAGGUAGGUAGCGAUGUUACAGGCUGGGACAGGGACCCUCCAGGGUGGCACUGGUGAUGGGGUUUGGGCCUCCAGGAAGAGGGGCAAUGGGGCACAGUGUGACCCGUCACUGCCAUCUGGGAUGGGGACUGAGCCUUUCACUCCCACCACCUCAAUCCCUUUCUUCCCUCAGCCUCGCAGGGUACAUCCUACUAGGGCUACAGACUGCCAGUGCCUCAUGCUGAGGGGCCCUCCCAAGCAGGCCUGAGAAGCCCCUUCUCUCCUUGGCCUGGUCUAUGCUGCAAAAUCUCCCUUCACUGGGCAAAAGGCAUUUGCCAAUUCUCAGAAACCUUUUUAUAUAAUAUUGAAGCUGCGUUUUGGUCCAACGUGGGUAACUUACUUUUUAGCCAGAGGGGAAGAUUACUUUAAAAAUUGAUCAGUCCUCACAAAUUCAGUCCUUUUUUUUUAAGUUUAUUGAAAAAUGCAGUACAAGAAGCAAGACCAAACACGUCUAAACACUACAGCCACUUCUCUUACUA
Molecule: messenger RNA, 1912 nt
Organism: Pipistrellus kuhlii (Kuhl's pipistrelle)
Lineage: Eukaryota; Metazoa; Chordata; Mammalia; Chiroptera; Vespertilionidae
Gene: TMEM200B
Product: transmembrane protein 200B
Exons: 2
Coding region: 128-1051 (307 amino acids)
Source: RefSeq, a predicted model, not a curated record